GGAGCGCAGACGCACCAGGUGCGCACAGGGAGACUCCAAGACGCACAUAACGGAAAGACUGAUGAAUGCUCUACGGAGAAAUUAGGUUGCUUAUUAAGUGCUCAUUGUAAUUGCUAAUUAAGAGGGUUUAAUUAAACUCUGAUUUAAAGACACAAAUCUACUAGAGCGCGAAUGGAGACGCACCGAUCACAGACGCUCGAGCUAAAGACGGUGCCAUGAUGCGCAGCUGCGACACAUGACCCUCACGUAGAUCAUAUUAACGUUUUUAAAUCCACUUUGAGAAGAAAAGGCAACCAUGAACUCAUCCGAGCCUGUCUUGCUCUUGGAUGAGCCGUGUAACAACAGCAGACCGGAGGAAGAGGACCAGAAACUUUUGUUCGGGAUUGGCACGGAUAACUUCAUCACGCUGCUGGUGUUCGGGCUCAUCUUUACGCUCGGAGUUCUGGGUAACUCCAUGGUGAUCACCGUGCUCGCUCGGAGCAAACCGGGCAAACCACGGAGCACCACGAACAUCUUCAUCCUCAACCUGAGCAUAGCGGACCUCUCCUACCUGCUCUUCUGCAUCCCGUUCCAGUCCACCAUCUACAUGAUGCCGACCUGGGUCCUGGGCGCUUUUAUUUGCAAAUUCAUCCACUACUUCUUCACCGUGUCCAUGCUCGUGAGCAUCUUCACGCUCUCUGCCAUGUCCGUGGACCGGUACAUCGCCAUCGUGCACUCCAGGAAGUCCUCCUCUAUCCGGGUGGCGAGGCACGCGCUGAUCGGAGUGGUGGUGAUCUGGAUUCUGUCUCUGGCCAUGGCUGCGCCCAUCAUGUAUUACCAGAACAUCUUUCACCGAGGGGAGAAUCACACCUACUGCUGGGAAGUGUGGCCGGAUCAGAACCAGAAGAAAAUCUAUGUGGUUUGCACCUUUGUUUUUGGGUACGUGCUGCCUCUGCUGCUGAUCACCUUCUGUUAUGCAAAGGUUUUAAAUCACUUGCAUAAAAAGCUUAGAAAUAUGUCCAAAAAGUCAGAGGCAUCAAAGAAAAAGACUGCUCAGACGGUCCUUGUGGUCGUGGUGGUGUUCUGCCUCUCUUGGCUCCCUCAUCACGUGGUUCACCUUUGGGUGGAGUUCGGGACCUUCCCGCUGAACCAGGCCUCCUUUGUAUUACGGGUGGCCGCCCACUGCUUGGCCUACAGCAACUCUUCAGUCAACCCGGUCAUCUACGCUUUCCUGUCAGAGAACUUCAGGAAGGCGUACAAGCAGGUGUUCAAAUGUCAGAUCGGUUCGAGUGACUACCCGCUCAACGACAUCAAGGAGAUUCGCAGCAAAGCAGACACACCACCUUCGACUAACUGCACCAACGUCUGACUGGCACCACUAAAACUAUGAAUGACGCUGUAACUCAAAAGAAGUCGGUAACAGAGCCAAAAGAUGUAUUUUCAUGGAUGCUCUGAUGUUUCGUUGGAUAUCGCUACAGCUGAACUAUUCCACAUAAGCGCUGUUCAUUAAAUGUGAUCUAGAAGUGAUGGGAGGACUCCCUCUGGUCGGUCUGUUUCCUGCUUUGCCUCUGUCGUGAUAAAGACCUGUUCAAUCAGAACUCAGGAAGCUGAUCCCCUCUCUAGAUUGAGCUAGUCUAGACUGUAAUCACUACAUAUGAAUAUCACAUCACAGAAAUGUUAUGGCAUCUAAGUUUAAAGUUGAACGGCUUAAUUUCCAUCACACCAAAACAGUAAAUAAAAUUCAACAAGAUAGACUCAAGAAAAAUAGAAGUCAUUCUACACUGAACUCUUUAGUUGAACUGAAUUUUAUUUUGAUUUCAAAUUGAGUUGCACUACAGUUGCUCUCUGUAUUUAGUCGCUUGUUGCCUUUCUUGCUAGGAAAGAGACAUUUUGAAGAGCUUUGAAAAAACAGACUGUCUUGCUUUACCACCAUAUUAUCAAGAAUGUACAAGUCAUUGAUUUAGGCACUAUUGUCAGAAUGUUUCACAAUGUUAAGCGGACCGUGUUGAAUGUACAUAUUAACUGCACUCAAAUGUUGACAUUACUAUUAAGAGUUGGAAAGGACUAGUUUUUCCAUGAUUUCAAGAAAAAAAAACAUUACAUUUUCAAAAUGACAAAUGAAGUGCCAUGCUAAUCCUGGUUUGUUCUUCUGUAUGGACUUCUUCUGUAUAUUAGAGAUGUUAAUCUUUAAGUCUUGCAAGUGAUUCAAAUUUUUGAAUUAGAUUUAGUAUCGAUUACAAAUUCACAACAAAUUCCGUAUUUCUUAUAAAAAGGGACUAUUCAGUACUACUCCAUCCCAAUGUGCACUAAGCUGUAUAAUAUUAUUUGACACAUACAAUCUUAAUAAAAUAUGUUCAAGAUAAUGCAUUUUGUAACCUAUUGGUACUUUUUUAUCAUCUGGUUAUAAUAAUAUUAUUGCAUUGAAAGAAAACCUUAAACAAGGAUGACAUUAAUUCGUGCUUAAAAUACACAAAUAUAGAUCAAAUGUGUGGGCUUUAUCAAGAAAAGUAUUUAUUUAUU
Messenger RNA from Cheilinus undulatus (humphead wrasse), 2499 nucleotides. RefSeq names its product galanin receptor type 1-like. Gene Ontology annotation, molecular function: galanin receptor activity. Bases 296 to 1348 code for a protein of 350 amino acids. Lineage: Eukaryota; Metazoa; Chordata; Actinopteri; Labriformes; Labridae. Gene Ontology annotation, cellular component: membrane. The record is from RefSeq and is a predicted model, not a curated record. Gene Ontology annotation, biological process: negative regulation of adenylate cyclase activity; positive regulation of cytosolic calcium ion concentration; G protein-coupled receptor signaling pathway. The transcript has 3 exons.